Messenger RNA from Brassica oleracea var. oleracea, 1819 nucleotides. RefSeq names its product B3 domain-containing protein REM17-like. Bases 37 to 1653 code for a protein of 538 amino acids. NCBI's taxonomy places the organism in Eukaryota, Viridiplantae, Streptophyta, Magnoliopsida, Brassicales, Brassicaceae. The transcript is spliced from 6 exons. The record is from RefSeq and is a predicted model, not a curated record. Gene Ontology annotation, molecular function: DNA binding.
UCAAUCUUCAGAGGUUUUCUCUUGAAGUGUUCAACAAUGGCUCAUCAAUCUCUUCACUCUCCAACCAACCCACAUUUCUUCCAGCCUCUCCUUCCUGGCUUCCACACACACCUCAACAUUCCUGUAGCUUUCUUCUCGAAGCACGUCCAAGGAAGAAACAAGCACAUCAAGACUGCGAAACUGAGAACAUAUGCCUCCGCUAAAACUUGGUUAGUGAAGAUAAACGGCUUGAGAUUCACCGAUGGAUGGGAAGAUUUUGCAGUAGCGCAUGAGCUCCGGAUUGGUGACAUCAUCAUUUUCAGACAUGAAGGAGAGAUGGUGUUCCAUGUCACAGCUUUUGGACCAAGUUGCUGUGACAUUCAAUAUACUUCAGCAUCAUCUCACAACAUCAUUGAUGAUAGUCAAGAUCAGGCCAACAAUACUGUUACAGGAAACAGUUCAGGAGAGAAGAGAAAGAGAGUCAAGAAGAAUCCAAGAACGAAAGAAGAGUCUUCAUCAGAUCAUUCUCAUUUUGUGGCACAUGUCUCACCCUCAAGUCUAAGUUGUGAUCGCCUGUAUGUACCAAAGGGUUUUGCUAUGUCAAACGGUCUGGACAACAUGAGCGGUAAGGAGAUCGUUCUUCUUAACGAGGAAGGAAGAUCAUGGAAUUUGAAUAUUACAUACAACGAAUCAGGCAUGCAUACAUUUGUCAGACCUGGCUGGAGAAGCUUCUGCGCUGAAAAUGGGAUGAACCAAGGUCAUCACUGUACAUUCGAACUUGUCCGAAAAUCUGCACCACCAGUCCUUCGCUUGUCCCGUGCAGAACAUGAUCCAAAACUAGCUCCAGAAUCUUCACUACACCAUUCUUAUUAUGUGGGAUCUGUCUCUUCUAAUAGCUUAAGAACUGAUAAACUGUAUCUUCAGAUGAAGUUUGUGGCUGCAAAUGGUCUGAAGAAAGGAUUCAGUGAGAUAAUUCUAGAAAAUGAAUGGGGAGGAAGAUGGAGUGUAGGUUUGAGACACUACGCAUCAAGCAACCGUACUUAUCUAGGACCAGGCUGGAAAACUUUCUGUCAAGUAAACGGGAUCAAAGCUGAAGAUUCCUUUAUGGUUAAACUGGUUGAAACUGGGGACAAGCCUGUUCUCUUGUUGUGCACUUCCAACCGUGGGAAAACACCAUUAGAGUGUUCAGAAGAUAGUGAUGAUGUAAACUCCCUCUCCUCAGAUACUAGCAGCGGAGAUGACAGUGGAGAAGAAUCCCAAGAAAGUGAAGAGGAGAGUCUUGAAGACGAUAGCAGCUCGAAGGACUGCGUUGAGAUGGAGAAAAGGAAGCGUAGCUUGAGAUGCAAAUAUCCAUCUUCAUAUAGUAAACACCGUUUUGUGAGAUUAACUCUUACACAGAACGCUCUUAAAACCUCUGUAAAGCAUCUUCCGUUGGGUUUCACGCGGGUGAAUGGCAUCAACAAGCCAAGAAAGAUAAUCCUGUUAGGUAAAGAUGGAGUGAAGAAAUGGGUGGUGGAUCUUUUGAAGAACAAAUCAACUGGAACCAUGCGAAUUAGAAAAGGAUGGAGAGAGUUGUGUGAUGCUCAUGGUGUAAAGGUAGGAGAGUCCUUUCUGUUGGAACUCAUUUGGGAUGAAGAAGCAAUUCCUGUGCUAAAGUUCUGCACCAAACUCUGAGACUGCUGUGCCCAGAGAAGAAGACUCCUGUGGUACAAUAUUUUCUUACUCUCUGUCAAGUUUCUUUAAGUUGCAGCAGCUUGUUGACUGCAUAUUAUUCUCUUGUUGCUUCUGGCUAGAUGUCUACUUACGGUUCAUAUCUCUAGUGUGUGUGUAAAAAUAAAUG